This is a messenger RNA of Daldinia caldariorum, 3294 nucleotides long. RefSeq lists its product as uncharacterized. Lineage: Eukaryota; Fungi; Ascomycota; Sordariomycetes; Xylariales; Hypoxylaceae. The record is from RefSeq and is a predicted model, not a curated record. The transcript has a single exon. Gene Ontology annotation, molecular function: protein binding. Bases 393 to 3194 code for a protein of 933 amino acids.
UAGAUAGGACUCUUUCCUGAGUAUCUACGAUCAGACGAUCCGGGUCUUCUCGUCCACCCUACGUCAAUACGUCGAGUUUUCUUUUGUUUCCGGGUUUCUUCUUUGUCUGCUCAUCUGCGCCUAUUUUUCGAGUCUGGACUUGUCAGAUCUACCACGGAACGGCAACAACAACAUCAAUAAAUCCCCACAACGCGCCGCGCACUGAUCUAUAUCUCUUCGACACCGGCGUAUGAUUUCCUUGCAAAUCAUCUCCGAACAUUCGAGUCCCUAGAAGUCGAACACAUCCACAUCGGACCCGGAUUCGCCGUCAUGCCAUCCGGGCUUCUACGAUAAAUCUCUAAUUCCCUACGUACACUUCGCCGACAAUCACCUCGUGGGGUGCAUGUUAGAUUAUGACAGACAGGACCUCAUCAUUGCCUACGCAAUCAGUGACCCCGAGUCAGACGGCCGUUCUUAGCCCCAAAUCCACCCCUACCUUGACAAGCUAUGUCUCGAACAAGGUCCAGGGAGCGAUCGAAGAAGAGCCAUACACGAUCAAGUGUAUCUGCAACUUCACUGACGAUGACGGGAACACAAUCUAUUGCGAAACAUGUGAUACCUGGCAGCAUAUCGAAUGCUACUACCCCCUUAAUAUCGACGAGGCCUUGCGGGAAGAUUUUGCCCACUCUUGUGUUGAAUGCAAACCCAGACCUCUUGACCGCCAAGGGGCCUACGAGAGACAGCGACUGCGACGGAGCAAGCCAAAUACAGCGGAAGCAUCGGAGCGAAAAGUCAAACGACCACCGACAAAAACUACAAAAAAGAAAACCAAACCAACAGACCCUGGGUCAAGUGGCCAAAUUAAUCUCGAUCUCCAUUCUAAAUAUCCUCAGGACCACCCUCCCAUUCAUCAACACAAAAAGUCAAAAAGCACACACAGGUCCACUCAAUCAAUCAGCUUGCAAAAUCCGAAACGUAGCCCUUCGUACGUGCAAAAGACUGGGAAUCCCCACGGUCAUCCGCCUAGUCCUGUCACAACGCCUCCAGAUUUUCCCCACGAACUUGAAGCACAAUAUUCGAACGCCUUCUUAAACCUGUAUAAAGACGAUCGCGACGUGCUUAUUGUUCGGACAAAUUCGUUUGCAAGUCUCUUGAUAUCGAACGUGCUAUCUUCAUGGCCUCGAGAUCACGAAAAAUUAAGGGUGGAGACAGGAUGUCAAUUUGACGAUGUCUUCCGACCCUUACCGCCCAAUAUUGAAUCUCUCCAAAUAGCGCCCCGGGUCGAAUCUAGAAAGUUGUCAGUUGGACCGGAUACCGUCGUACAGUGGCAACAUCUUAGGAUGUCCGAAACAAUCGAGAAGGAUGUGCCUUUGAUGGAAUUGAACGGACAAAUUGGGAUACAAAAGGAAUACUGCCAGGACCCCGAAAAUAGAUGGCAGGAGUUAAGCACGCCACUCCCAUUUGUUUUCUUUCAUCCCUUACUUCCUAUUUACAUUGAUACUCGAAAAGAAGGCUCAUUUGCACGUUACGUGCGCCGAAGUUGUAAGCCAAAUGCGGUGCUUGAUACUUACUUAUCAGAUGGCUCCGAGUAUCACUUCUGGCUGGUUAGCGAUCGACGGAUAUUGCCUGGUGAACAGGUCACAAUCCCAUGGGAGUUCAACCUUCAGAAGGAUGUAGCAAAGAGAUGGGAACAAUUACUUGGUCUUGGAGAUGAGGAAGCAGGUGCGCAACCAGAGUACGACGAAACAGAGAUCGAGACGUACCAGAGUAUUGCUUCCUGGGUUCAUGCUGUACUGUCAGAAUACGGUGGUUGUGCAUGCGAUUUAGGGGCCGAUUGCGCGUUCGCUCGAUUUCAUCGAACAUAUAUAUUCAAGCCACAACAGCAAUCAAAAGAAACCAAAGGCACGAAAAAGAAGUCCCGAAAGACCAAAACAAACGCCAUUUCUCCAACAAGCACCGGUCAUUCAACUAAUAGCCGGGCCCCUAGUGAGGGUCACGGUGACGAUGGUGUAGAUAACGAUUCCGGCUCUUCCCGUAGUAAACCUCCUAGCCGAGAUAUGACACCAGCACCACGGCAAGGUUCCUUCGAUACGCUAGGUGUAUUGACAGAGCUCACUGACAGAGACAAGCGAAAAGUUCAAAUGGUUGAGGAUUCAUUCCGCCGGAUGGAGCAGCAACAACAGCCUCCCCGGAAGAAGAAGCGAACUUCGGAUGGUUCUGGCAAUUCUAGCACGAAGCCCAAACCAAGAGGUUCGUUCAGUCAUCCCGGAGGUCCUCUAUAUGGGGUUUCAGAACGCUGCUAUGUUGAUGCAGGUACUUCUAGGAGCAUAUCUGGCUCCCCAUCCAGCGGAGUAUCACCCAACACCAUUAGCCAUUUCAAACACGACGAUUCGCGCCAUCUUUCUACGCGAACCACUGCCCGGCAUUCCUUGCAGGGAAUCCGCCCUGAAUAUCGCGACGCUUCCGUACAAACAGAUCCGGUUGAUGGUGAAUGGUUCAGUGGUGAUGGCCAAACCCCCAAGCCGAAGAGAAGAGUUGUGUCCUUGUCAAAGCGUUUACUAGAAUCUCGACAUCGCCUACGGGCGGAUGAGGAACGAAAAAGAAAGACCCAGUCUGCUUCUCCUGUUUCCGUAACGUCCGCGAUUGUCAAGAUGAACUUGAAUUCUCCAGCAGCAGAGCACAAUUUGACAACAGCUGUCCCUGAAGUACCCGAAGUAAAAAAGCUUGACAAGCCAACACCACCUCGGGUGGAUUCGUCUACUGACAUACCAAUGGAGGAUGCACCAGUAUCGCCGACAGACGUGAAAAAUUCCGCCGUUGUAACUGCAGCAGUACUCAAGCCGAUAAAAAACAAGUCGCCUGAACUACGGGUUCAAAUGCCACCUGUUCCCAUGUUUAACAGUACGAUAGCUCCUAAUGUUACAAUUCCGCUGUCAGCGUCUGGGCCCCCGACUCAGUCACCAUUUUCUGGUAAUAAUUUACCUAGUCCAUUCCCACCGGCGUCAGUUCACGGUGUUGUUGUCCACCCCAGUCCGGUUAAGAAGAAGCUUAGUUUGAGCGAUUACACAAAAAGCAGGAUGAACAAGGCAGCAGCAGCAAAGCCAGUUGGUGCCUCUUUAAAGCCACCAAGUACGGUGUUGGAGGAGGCUAAAUCGCCAACUAGCUCAGAUGUUGCUGUUCUAGAGACGCCUGUUACUGACAAGAGCGUCGAAUGAUCACAUCAGCUAGUAGAUGUAUGCUGAAUUGAGCAUACUUGUAAUAUACAAAAGGACAUUCCAGAUGCUGGACAACACCCUCACGAGACGCAUGUUGUGA